This is a messenger RNA of Debaryomyces fabryi, 1452 nucleotides long. RefSeq lists its product as uncharacterized. NCBI's taxonomy places the organism in Eukaryota, Fungi, Ascomycota, Pichiomycetes, Serinales, Debaryomycetaceae. Bases 1 to 1452 code for a protein of 483 amino acids. Gene Ontology annotation, cellular component: cytosol. Gene Ontology annotation, molecular function: pyridoxal phosphate binding; transaminase activity. The transcript has a single exon. The record is from RefSeq and is a predicted model, not a curated record.
AUGACCAUUUCAGAGAUAAACGAAGAAGAUAGACAAUGGGAAGGCCCAUGUUCUCAAUUGAUGCAAAAUUCUUUCAUAUUCCAGGCAAAGAUUGCCGAACAGGUACCAAAGGUGAUAAAUGGGAAUGGAAUUAGAAUCACAGUGGAAAACCCUGAAAAUGGCAAAAUUACUGACGUCAUUGAUGGUAUGACUGGGGCUGCGGUUGGGUCUUUGGGAUGGGGCGAUCCAGAAGUGGUUGAAAUAAUCAACAGAGCAGCCCGUAACACGUUUUAUUCUUACCCUGCCAUUUUGGGAAAUGAAUACUCCGAAGAAUUGGCUAAGUUUUAUAUAUCCAACUCUCCUCCGAAUGCAUUUGCAGCUGCUUUGUGGACUCUGUCAGGAUCUGAAGCAAAUGAAAAUGAAUUGAAGAUUAUACGGCAAUACCAUGUUGAAAAGGGAAAUUUCAACAAAACCAAAUUCAUAUCACGAAAGACUUCAUAUCAUGGGUUCACAUUAGGUGCAUUAUCUAUAAGCUCGAAUGCUAGAGCUGAAAUGUUCCAGGAAAUUUUGUUGCCCCAAAAUCAGUGCUUGAAAAUGGAGGCCUGCUAUCCAUAUCGUAACAAAGCCGAUAAUGAAACAUUAGUACAAUACUCUGAUCGCUUAUUAUUAGAACUAGAAAUGAUGAUAUUGAAGGAGGACCCAAAAACUAUAGGUGCUGUCAUAUUAGAAACAUUACCUGGUACGUCAUUGGGUACUUCUCCCCCUACCCCAGGGUACUUACUGGGAAUUAGAAAACUUUGCACCAAAUAUGAUAUCUUAUUCAUGUUGGACGAGGUUAUGUGUGGAACAGGUAGAGCAAAUCCUAAUGGGGGUCUCAACUGCUGGGAAAAUUAUCUAUCUCCAGAAGAAGGACCAGAUAUUCAGAGCGUGGGAAAAACUCUAGGCUCGGGUUAUGUCACCAUUGCUGGUGUUUUGUUAAGCCCAAAAGUAAGAAAUGUUUUCAUCGAAGGGUCAGGGAGUAUUCUUGGUUCUCAUACUUACUCUUGUCAUGCCUUCAAUUGCUUUGUUGCGUUGGAAAUACAAAAGAGAGUCAAGAAGCUUAAAUUAACAGAGAAUAUUUUCAAGAUGGGUAACUACAUGGGUGAGUUAUUAAUAGAAAAAUUAGUGGAUACUGCGAUAGUUGGUGACAUUAGAGGUCUCGGGGGGUUCUGGAGUCUAGAACUUGUCAAAAAUUCUCAAACAAAGGAAAUUUUUCCUCUAUCAUCAAAUAUGGCAUAUCGUUUGCAGGAUAAAUGUUUCGAAAAUGGUCUAAACAUUAUGGGCACUCAGGGAUGUGCCAACGGAUCUGGCGAUAUUAUUCUACUAGCACCCGCAUUCAUCGUAACAAAAGAUGAUAUUGAGGCAAUUGUUCAUAUUGUUUACAUGUCUAUAAAAGAUCUUGAGCAAGAGUUAAUGGAUGAAGGCAUUUUGUAA